Messenger RNA from Panicum hallii, 2438 nucleotides. Its product is annotated as probable ADP-ribosylation factor GTPase-activating protein AGD14. The record is from RefSeq and is a predicted model, not a curated record. Bases 393 to 2249 code for a protein of 618 amino acids. The transcript has 13 exons. Gene Ontology annotation, molecular function: GTPase activator activity. NCBI's taxonomy places the organism in Eukaryota, Viridiplantae, Streptophyta, Magnoliopsida, Poales, Poaceae.
UCGGUCCUCGCAUCCCAUUCCCAAUUUCCCUUCGCCAUCCCGCACAGCGGCAGCCCAGCUCGAAACGCAAGGAACCAAGCGCAACCCAACGCCAAGCUUGCGGACAGGCAGAACGCCACUGCGCCGCCUCGCUUCCGCUGCUGCUGCCUCCGUUACAAAAAAAAAAAAAAAAUCCGCACCCAUUCCAUUUCACUGGAACCCCUGCUCCCUGCGAUUCCGGCGUCCGCUCUUCGCUCGCGGGAAUCGCCCGGAGCCCGCUGCGGCCUGCGGGAUCACCGGCCGGGGCCUCGCGCUCGAUUUCGGGGGUGGGGCAGCGGGCGGCGCGGCAACCCACCAAGCUGAGGUGUGAAGUUCUCCGUCCGAAGCCGCUCCGCAGAGCGCGAGGCGGGGCGAUGGUGUUCGCGUCCAGGAAGGAGGAGGAGAGGAACGAGCGGAUCGUGCGGGGGCUGCUCAAGCUGCCGCCGAACCGCAGAUGCGUCAACUGCAACGGCCUCGGGCCGCAGUACGUGUGCACCAGCUUCUGGACCUUCGUCUGCGUCUCCUGCAGCGGCAUCCACCGGGAGUUCACGCACCGUGUGAAAUCCGUCUCCAUGUCCACGUUCAGCACGCCAGAGGUCGAGGCUCUCCAGAAGGGUGGGAACCAGCGAGCCAGAGAAUCGUUCUUGAAGGACUUUGAUACCCAGAAAAUGAGGCUACCUGAUAGCAGCAACAUUGGCAAUCUUAGGGAAUUCAUAAAAGCUGUUUAUGUGGAGAGAAGGUAUGCUGGUGGGAGAUUUUCUGAAAGGCCUCCAAGAGAUAAACAGAACCAAAAGGCCCAUGAAGAAGAACAUAGAAGGGCAAGCUCGUACCAUUCAUUUUCACAGAGCCCACCUUAUGAUUACCAGUAUGAAGAGCAACGAAAUGGCAAACAAUCUGCAUUUCUUAGUAGGAAACCUGGCUCAGAUCGGGGGCUUGAUGGGAAGAUUUCUGGAUUUGCUUACAGUUCACAUAGCCUGCAUGAGAGAAUGUCUGAGGACAGAUUUGCUGGUGAGAGUUGUGGAUCAAGGACUUCCAACUUCUCAGGGUCAAGCAUGAGUGAUACAGUUAGAACUGCACCACAAUCACCUAAUUUUCCUGAUAAUGGGUGGUUCAGCGCCCCUGUGCUACAAGAUCAAUCAAAUCAACAAAGUUCUUAUGGACUCACCAGUUCACAGAUAACUAUGUCAGCAGGAAACAUAGAUUCAAUCUCUCCUAAAUUAGGCAAGUCGAGCUUAUCUGAUUUGAUUUUUGAGGAUGAUAAUGUUCAAAGAACUCAGAAAUCCGCAAACUCUGCUGCUCCAAGUUUCAUAGCCUUUUCUGAUGCUAUUAGUGCCCCAAAUCAAGAUCACGUUAAUUCCACAGCUGCUAAGAAACAUGGAGUAACUACCUUGGAACAACCUAUAGAUCUGUUCGCAAAUAUGCCUACCGAAACUCUGUCAGCUGAUAAAGUGAUACCAGCAGCUGCAGCUCCGUCAAUAGACAAUUCUGGGUGGGCUACAUUUGAUACACCUCCAGAACAAAAGCAACCUUCAGUCACCGGGCUUUCUUAUGUUGCUGCAACCAGCAACGAUAAACAGGCUCUGAGUCAUGAUUUGUUUUCAUUUGAAUCAAAUGAUGAGCCAACAUGGUUCCAGAGCUCUAAGGAUAAUGCUUCAGUUACCAAUCAGUCUACUACUACAUCUCCUGAUACAGGCAGUUCUCAGCUCUGGCAUUCAUUCGAUGAUGUUGAUGGGGUUGUUUCUCAUGAUCAAUGCUAUGCUCAACCACAAAAUGAUGACCACAGGAAUGUUGUGAACAUAUCCCUUUCAACCAGCAACCCAUUUAUGUGCUCUGUAGUUUCAAAGGAAUCUCAUGAUGAUGAUCCCCAUGAAGUAUUAAUGGAUGGAUUAUCACCUAAUACAUUACUUGCUGCUUCCGCACAGCCAUCUGUGGAGGGAACCUCUACUGAGCAUACGCCACUGAAUCCAUUUGAUCUUCCAUUUGACACUCAUUCGGGGACCCCUGAUCUGUUCAUGGACAUGAGUUCAUUGCAAGAGGCCUUGCCUAAUCCAGAUCUCCCAACUUUCCUCGAUGGUUUACCUGAAACAUGGUUCUCCAGCAGUUCUCGAGCUUAUGUUCCAUCAGCAUCACAUGGAGGACUACCGUGCCUUGUCGAGCAGGCCCCAAACUCUCCGCUGCGGAACAUACCAUUACCAGUGGGCACUGCAUCGACAGGAAAUCCUUUUGCAUAGAGGGUGGGGACAGAGAAUGUUCAUGUUGUUUUAGUUCAGUGAGCUUAGAGCUAGGCAUCCGAUAGGGCCGCCAGAGUUAAAUGGAGGAAUAUUGAGCAAUUAUAAGGUUUCUGCUGGUGCGUGGAAUGUGUAUGUUCUUUGUCCACUUCAUGUACUCUAAAAGUUAAAAUGAACAGGCUGGUUCAUUGA